AUGAAGCUCUCACGACCUUCAUUCAAUCCCGGGCGGACAAAGAAUAUAAUCCAUGGAGUCCAGGCCUUUAUUAUCUUUUUGGCUUGGGCUCUGACCAUCGCCGUCUUCACGAAAGGCGGCGGCAUUGACGGGCGAUCCGCCUGGUAUUGGGCCUUGUGCUGGUUCAGUAUCCCCGGUCUGAUCUACCUUGUCGCUGUACCUAUAUGGCCUCGCGCCCGUCGUUUCGGCAACGUCUACGCCUUCGCGACAGUGGACUGUCUGUACGCUCUGCUUUGGUUCACCGCCUGGGUCUGUGUCGCUAGCUAUGUGGCCCAAGGGAAGGCCGAAGGAAAGUCCGACAACGACAAUGACAAUAAGGAUAACAAAGACAGCGAUAGCAAUAAGAGUGGGUGUGACGCCUGGAAGUACGGUAGUGCCUCCAAGUGCAACAUCAGUACGGCCACCGUGAUCAUUGGAGUCGUCAUCUUCCUGCUCUUUGUGUUGACUUCCUUCAUGUCCAUUCGCAACGUGAUGCACUUCCGUCGGACCGGUACUCUGCCCGACGUUGGCUCCGACCCGACUUUUGCCGCUCAGAGCAAAGCCGCCUUCUCUUCGAAUCCUGCCCACGACUUCGAUGAGGAAGAAGACGAUUUCCGGUCUGGACGCGCUGGAAUGAGCUCUGCCGCCCACGACCGUGACGAGGACUACGCCCUUUUGCACCAGAGCGAGGUGGAUGACAUGGGUAACCCCAACAGCCGCACUGCGCUCCAGGGCUCCUAUGAUCCCACCGCUUCCAAUAACGGCGGCAUGAUGCACGACUACAACACCAGCUAUAACGGGUCAACGACGAGCUACGGCGGCGCCCAUGGACAGCACUACGCGCCGCCGUCAGAGUGGGGAUCGACGGGCGGCGGCUACGGACGCUGA
Molecule: messenger RNA, 906 nt
Organism: Aspergillus terreus NIH2624
Lineage: Eukaryota; Fungi; Ascomycota; Eurotiomycetes; Eurotiales; Aspergillaceae
Exons: 3
Coding region: 1-906 (301 amino acids)
Source: RefSeq, a predicted model, not a curated record